Fusarium mangiferae is the source of this 2499-nucleotide messenger RNA. RefSeq lists its product as uncharacterized. NCBI's taxonomy places the organism in Eukaryota, Fungi, Ascomycota, Sordariomycetes, Hypocreales, Nectriaceae. Gene Ontology annotation, cellular component: plasma membrane. Bases 1 to 2499 code for a protein of 832 amino acids. The transcript has a single exon. The record is from RefSeq and is a predicted model, not a curated record.
AUGGCGACGUUCAGUUUAUUACAAGCCGCUCUUCUUUUCUGGGUGGCUCUGGCAGCUGCCCAGGGUUCCGACCUCAAGGCUCUCAAACAUAAGGGCUGCUAUUGGUCGAGACCGACGAAUUUUGUGAUCGGUGGAUUUUCGAAGACCGAGGUUCAGCGCCAGAAGUGUCUCGACACAUGUACCCGACGCGGUCAGCAAUGGAUUGCGUUCGGUUCCAUCAACUGCUUAUGCAGUAAAACCGCCCCGAGAUAUCAUCAAGUCGACAAUAACCGCUGCAAUGCGCAGUGUGUCGGUAUCUUGGAUGGUGACUGCAUCAAGCAGCCGAAAAACAACUAUGCCUUCGGGGAGGAUGACGAACUUUACGCCCUCUUCUCCAUCCCUUCCAUCGCCAACGACGAAACGAAACGAAUUUCAUCGCAUCACAGACAGGGACCAUUGGUUCAUGCAACCGAGUCUAAGCAGCUCGCGACAAACCAAGGCAAGGUUGGCAAGAUCACAGCACAGGGAUGCUACAAUAUCUCAGGACGUUCGUCAAUGCUCAUGAAGGUGUUGAUUCACGACGAUGACUCCCGCCGCGAAUGCGCUAAGGUCUGCGCUCAAGAUGGAAGGCCUCUUGCUCUUAUCAGCGGAAACGAAUGCUCCUGCGGUACCAUGUAUCCUGCAAGAGAUGCCGCUGCUGGUUCUGAUAAGUGCUACAUGCCAUGUUUGAGCGACGGCGAUGAUAGGUGUCAGCGUGAUUCUGAGUACAAACCAGCUCGUCAUGAUGCCUAUACCGCUGUUUAUAACACCGGCCUUGGUCUUGAUGUCGAGACUCUACCUUCUGUUGCUACUGAGUUACCGAGUUCCGAGACAACAUCUCCCAAGCAUACUGAGCCAAAUGGGCAUCCCGGACAGGCUUGUUACAGAAGAGUACCCGCAAGUCCCGCAUACAAAGUGUUCGCGGACAACAGUCCUAUGCUAUGUCAUCGCUUUUGUCAGCGAAAGAAUCAUAUGUAUGCGAUCACCUGGCAUCAGAUCUGCUACUGUAACAACGAAUAUCCUGAUAAGAAAGACGAACUUCCAGAUUCUCAGUGUGAUAUGCAGUGUCCCGGAACAAAUCUCUUCAACUGUGGUGGCAAUAGCGCGUUCAGUGUUUACAACCUCGGCCCUGAGAGGAGACCUGUCAUCGAGCCUAAGCCUAUUAGACAGAUUGAGCGAUGCUUCUACGAUAUCCCCAUGACCGCAAACCAUAUUUCUCUAGAUGCAGGUGCGGUAUCAAGGCUCCCUUCAUCCUGCAUCGACUCGUGCAAAGCCGCAGGAAAAGGGGUUGCUUUCAUCAAAGGCUCGCAAUGUCACUGUGCCCAAGGCUAUCCACGAUCUAGCUCCACAACAGACCUUCGCGAAUGCCAGAUCCCUUGCGCCGGCGAUCCUAAGUACUCUUGUGGUGGCUACGUUACUGCAGACACUUUCUCCGCAUACAGGACUGGCUACGCAGGCGGGAGAUAUCGCAUCCAACAGGAAUCGAACAACAAAGACCAUAUGCAGAAGCCUGUCCAGGAGCCGAGAUUAGGCCGUGUCACAUCGCAUGGCUGUUACAGUAUGCAGUCUGCUACCCUGACUCACAAGAAGCUUGAGAGCAUGAAUAGCGUCGAUCAAUGUGCUCGCUACUGCCAACGUGAGGACAAGCCUGUCGCAGCUGUUCAACGUGGUUGGUGCCUGUGCUCUGAUACAUAUCCCGCGAAGAGCGCACUCGUCGAUGAUUCUAAAUGCACGAAUUGGUGCCCUGGUUGGUCUCGUGAAGCUUGCGGCGGAAGGAGAACUUGGAGUGUUGUGAACACAGGAAUUGCCACUGACGUGGCGGACGAUGAGCUCAAGACUGAAGAAGUCGAGCUACCUGCUAAGAUCCCGAAUCGUCCAACGGAGACCGGACUGUCUAAGCUAAAGCCCCAUGGCUGCUUCAGUCUUCCUGGCUUCACAUCUUCGUAUCCUCCACGCGUCAACAUCAGAGGACCUUAUCGAAGUUCCAACGGAGAUUCUUGCAAUCGCCAGUGCACUAUCAAGGGUUAUUCUGUUGCACUUCGCCAUGGAUCUCGAUGCUUCUGUUCCAACAAGGUUCCAGAGGAAUCCGCACGAGUUACCGACGACAAAUGUUGGUUUACUUCCAUUUUCGACACACGCGAGCAGUGUGGCGGACCAGAUGAUGUUUACUCUGUGUACCGCCUUGGAUCCGACUCGUCGGGUACAGAGGAGAAUGAUGUUGCUAAGGGCGAUAACCCCAGCAACUCUCCUGUGAAACGACCACAGUGUUUGCAUCAUGGGAUGGAGCGCAUCUAUGAGACUUCAUCGUGGGCUAUCACCAAGGUUGGCGAGUUUGCUCAGAACGCCCGAGACGGCUUAGCUGGAUUCCUUGAUAAAGCCCAAGAUAUCUUCGAUGCCUGUCUUUGGAAGGUGAUGGUUACGUUCUCAGAUGUUAUGUAUAGUUUGGGAUGGAGAUCGAGCUCAGGUGACGUUGAUCUAUAG